AUGCACCAGCUGCGGAAGGCCCCAGUCCAGGGCGUACAGUGCCACCCGGCAGGCUGCCAUCACCACGCCCCUGGACACUGCACACGUUUCAAACCUGAGAAAACUCCUGGAGAAUGUGCUCCAUCAAAACAACGGAGGAAAAAACAAAAACAAUGGAGCAAACCAAAAAAGAAGAAGAUGCAGGAUCCUAGAAAUAGAGAACGCAAAUCACAGAAGGGCAAAGGGCAUUCUCAGGACCAGAGCAGAGGGAGAUCCCGGGAUAACACGGCACGUGGCUGCAGGCCUGGGAAUGAGCUGCCCAGACAGAACAGAGGUGUGCAGGAGCAGUUUCUGAGAAACCUGCUGAAACUGAUGCAUUACCUGAUGAGAGUAAUCUGGAGGAAAACUAUUUUGAGAGGCUAUUAG
Molecule: messenger RNA, 405 nt
Organism: Rangifer tarandus platyrhynchus (Svalbard reindeer)
Lineage: Eukaryota; Metazoa; Chordata; Mammalia; Artiodactyla; Cervidae
Source: the annotation of a GenBank genome assembly